Heterobilharzia americana is the source of this 2048-nucleotide messenger RNA. NCBI's taxonomy places the organism in Eukaryota, Metazoa, Platyhelminthes, Trematoda, Strigeidida, Schistosomatidae. The record is from the annotation of a GenBank genome assembly.
CAGAAAUAUAGUCCUAAGGUCAUUUCUAACUUUUCAUUUAUCCCCAACGUCUUUAUUAUUCGCUUUGCUACUCAGCAGUAGACAGCGAUGUUCUUAUUGUUAUCCAUUUUCAUCUGCAUAGGAUACCUUCAGUACAAUCGAGUGAAUGCAGAGUAUUACACCGCUAUUGUUGACAUAACUAAAGCAUGGCGGCUAAGUCAAGAACUGGUGACCGAUUUAAAUUCAUAUAUUGCUCUUGAAGAGUCACGUCUUAAUGAAAUUCGUAAGGUGAUAAAAUUGUUGGAUACUGUUGACUCGAUCAACAACCCAACUUCAACGCCAUAUCAACAAAACAAUGACCUAGAGCAGUAUUUAGGCAAUCCAAUCAACGCUUAUUUGACAAUGAAACGUCUUUCAUCAAAAUGGAAAUCAAAGUUAAGUCAACUGGUUAACAAUAUACCCAGUGAUCAAACCAAUAAUGAUGAUGAUAAUGGUUCCCAAUAUUUAAAUCUUCCUGAUACACAACAGUUUGCAUCAAUGAAUACAAUUCGAUCGCGUGUUAAGCAACACACGGAUAUGCUACCCGGUAAUAAUGAUGUAAGCGGUGCAGUGGAUGCAAUUCUACGUUUACAGUCUACAUAUAAACUGCCAGCUAGUCGAAUUGCUUAUGGUCAGUUGAUUGAUAAUUUAUCCUGUUCUCAUUUAAGUGCUGCACAAUGCUUAGAAGUAGGCAAACAGGCCUAUUCACAAGGUGAUUAUGAACGAUCGGAAGAAUGGUUCCGUGUAGCAUACGAUCGAUUAUUUGAUGAACUGGAAGAAAAGAAGGACAGUAGUAGCCAACAGUCUGAAGAAACUACUACUGUCAGCGAGGAUGCUGAAGAUAAAGAAGUUCAACCAACUGUAGGACAAAUUUUAGAUCAUCUUGCUUAUUCACUUGGCCGGCAAGGGAGAUACGCUGAAGCCUUGAAUGUUACACGUUUACUGAUUCAAGAAGAGCCGACCAAUGAGAGAGCGAUUAAAAAUGAAGAAUAUUAUGUGGAACAAAUGGGCAAAGGUGAAGGAAGAAUUGGUCCAAAUCCACGUCCAGAAGCUACGUCUAAACAAGAUCAGGAAACUGAGGUGUACGAAGCAUUAUGUCGCGGUGAAAAUCCAUUUCCACCAGCUCCAUCAGAUUCCCUAACAUGUCAAUAUUACAUCCCCCAUGUGUUUUAUAAAAUCGGUCCAGUUAAACAAGAGGUUUUAUUCCCUGAUCCACGUAUUGUAAUGUGGCAUGAUUUGAUUUAUCCAUCAGAAAUCGAAAAAAUUAAGGAAGUGGCCACACCACAACUUCGCAGAGCUACAGUUAAAAAUCCAGUGUCUGGAAAUCUAGAGGUGGCUUUCUAUAGGACCAGUAAAAGUGCUUGGCUUUCACAUUCUAUGAAUGAAAUCACUGAUCGAAUAAGUCAACGUAUACGUGCAGUUACUGGUUUAUCUCUUGAGACAGCUGAAGACCUCCAAGUUGGUAAUUAUGGCCUUGGUGGACAUUAUGCUCCACAUUUUGAUUUUGGUCGAAAAAGAGAAAAAGAUGCGUUUGAAGUUCAAAAUGGGAACAGAAUAGCGACAAUUAUUUUCUAUCUAAGUGAUAUACAGGCUGGUGGAGCUACUGUAUUCAAUCGCAUCGGUGCACGUGUAGUACCGAAACAAGGAGCUGCUGGCUUUUGGUUUAAUCUUUUGCCAAGUGGUGAGGGGGAUUUACGAACUCGACAUGCAGCUUGUCCUGUCUUAGCUGGUUCGAAAUGGGUAAUGAACCUGUGGUUUCAUGAACGCGGUCAAGAAUUCCGCCGACCAUGUGAGUUGGAGCAAGGGGUUAUUGAAGCAGAUGACGGAUUUUGAGUUUAAGAAAUUCUCUUUUUUUCUGACCUUGGUACUUUUAACUUGGUGUCUUUUCGUUUUGUAUUUAUUCUGUUGAACGUGUAAACCGAUGCUAACAAAGACAUUAAGAGAUAUUUAAAACCGGUGUUCCGGUGGAAAAGCAACAAGCGAGUACAUUAGUAGAUAUUUCUGUGUAUGAAAUACAAUAUAAUCCACUU